Messenger RNA from Monopterus albus (swamp eel), 3988 nucleotides. RefSeq names its product probable G-protein coupled receptor 22. The coding region runs from base 375 to 1733 and encodes 452 amino acids. The record is from RefSeq and is a predicted model, not a curated record. NCBI's taxonomy places the organism in Eukaryota, Metazoa, Chordata, Actinopteri, Synbranchiformes, Synbranchidae. Gene Ontology annotation, molecular function: G protein-coupled receptor activity; peptide binding. Gene Ontology annotation, cellular component: plasma membrane. The transcript has 2 exons. Gene Ontology annotation, biological process: G protein-coupled receptor signaling pathway; cellular response to hormone stimulus.
GGGAGGAGAGCAGAGCGGGAGAUAGAGAAAGAUACCAGGAGAGUGAUGGUCUGCACUCUUAUCCAAACAGGGAGAGCAACAGAGAGUUGGCAAGAUGAGCAGCACACCACUAAACAUGGAUGGAUAAGAGAAGAAGGGAAACAAAGGAAGGAAAGAAAAAUCCUACCUAUAUCUCUGUCAGGAUAACCUCUGUGGACUUAUUCUUCUCUGUCUGAGACCCAAAAAGACCAUCUGUCACUAGUGUGACCCUUGUAUAUUCACCAGUAUUUAACGCUAAUUGGAUUAUUGCUUUAUAGAGCACAAGAUAAACCAGCAAUUUGCCUCAGUCGACCUAGACUGUUGUAGAGGUGGAAGGAGAGGGGACAGCGUGGUGAAUGGACCAGCUCCGGAGCAUCUGUGUUUACCCUGCAUGGAUAAUGCAUAUCCUUCCCCACCUGGAACAAGAAGCCGCCAUGAGCAACGUCACAGUCACCGACAACACUGAACCUAUCAGCCGUACCAUGAGUAUGGCAACCCCCAGCCCCUAUCCUUAUCCUGUUAGUUUUCAGGUCUCUCUGACUGGCUUCCUCAUGCUGGAAAUCCUUCUGGGCCUGAGCUCUAACCUCACUGUGCUUGCCCUCUACUGUAUGAAGUCGAACCUCAUUAGCUCUGUCAGUAACAUCGUCACUAUGAACCUCCAUGUGUUGGAUGUGUUGGUUUGUGUGUGCUGCAUCCCUCUUACAAUAGUGGUGGUGCUGCUCUCCCUAGACAGAGACACAGCCCUUGUCUGCUGCUUCCAUGAAGCCUGUGUUUCAUUCGCUAGUGUUGCCACUGCUGCUAAUGUGCUUGCCAUCACUCUUGACCGCUACGACAUCUCAGUCAAACCAGCCAACCGGGUGCUGACAAUGGGCCGUGCCCUGGCCCUGCUCGCUGUCAUUUGGGUGCUAGCCUUUGUUAGUUUUCUUGUACCCUUUAUUGAGGUGGGCUUCUUUGCCCAAGGCCAUUCAGAGCUGAACCAAACACUGGUGGAAAAUGUGGUUCACACUAACCAGUACUACACAGAACUUGGCCUCUAUUACCACUUACUUGCUCAGAUUCCUAUUUUCUUCUUUACUGCUGUUGUUAUGCUCAUCACCUACUCAAAGAUCCUGCAAGCACUCAAUAUUCGUAUUGGCACACGUUUCCAUGCUUCACAGAAGAAAAAGGCUCGCAGAAAAAAGCGUCCAUCCAUGACAGCCAUGACAACACAGCAGGAAACCACAGAUGGAUCCCAGAGUAGUGGCAGUCGCAACACAACACUGGGCAUGCGUACCUCUGUCUCUGUAAUUAUUGCCUUGCGCAGGGCUGUUAAACGCCACAGAGAAAGACGAGAGCGUCAAAAAAGAGUUUUCAGGAUGUCCUUGCUGAUUGUGUCUACGUUUCUUUUGUGCUGGACACCCAUCACAGUACUCAACACAGUCAUUCUGAGUGUGGGACCCAGCGACCUCAUGGUCAAGUUAAGACUGGGCUUCCUGGUCAUGGCUUAUGGGACUACUAUAUUCCACCCUCUACUCUAUGCUUUCACUAGGCAGAAGUUCCAGAAAGUCUUGAAAAGCAAGAUGAAAAAGAGGGUGGUGUCCAUCAUUGAAGCAGAUCCUACCCCUAAUAAUGCUAUUAUCCACAAUUCCUGGAUUGACCCAAAGAGGAACAAAAAGGUGACAUUUGAUGACAAAGAUGCCCGACAAAAAUGUUUAUCUUCUGAAGACGUGGAGUGAAGGAACUCAUUAUCUUUAGGGUAUACAGUUAUUAAAAGCAGCUACAACUGAUAUCAGGUCAUGAUGAAAAAGGGAAAAUGUUAAUCCAAAGCAGAUAUGUAAAUAAUACAUGUAAUGGAAUGUACAAAAACAAGAGAUGGAUAAUUUAUUACUAUUUAUUGACAACAAAAGUAGGUUUCAUAGAUGUACCAUAUACUGUACUGUAGAUAUUGCAUGGCUUUGCAACACACAGUACAUUGUGUAUAUACCUAAUACAUGUACAGCAUAGGGUAAACAAGGUAUAUAAAUAGAGAGAAAAGUAGGACUUGUUAUGUAUAUUUAUAAUAAAUCUUGUGUUCACUUACCUAACACAGCAAACGGCUUCCUAUUCUCCCCUCCCCCGGGUAAAGUGUUUGUGAUUCUGUAACAGCUGUGAGAUUACUCCCAUUCAUCACCAUGCCACUUGCUCCAACACCAGACUCUGCAGUCCCCAUUGACCACUGACCUUAUUACCUGGGAGUCCUCAGAGGGAAGGCCCUUAGACUGAAAUAAGUCUACAAGUACAGGGUAUGCAACAAUGACAGACAAGUCAAAUGUGAAGAAACAGAAAUGUUCCUAUAUCAUAAAAGUUAUGAUGGUAACACAAUGACUACCUUUAGAGUUACAGAAGACCACUCACAUUCAUUAGACACUACACAAGUGUAUUGUCUUGUUUGACAUAAACCAGAUGUAAUCCAAACCUAGACUGUUUCACUUUAACUAUCUCCUCUUUGAGCCAAAUGGAAAAUCUACAGUUGCCUUACACUGGUAUGAUAAAUUGAGCAUGAUUGUAUGGUGGGCCAGGGACUGCGACAAGAGGAGCACGUAUUGAAAUUCUGAAAGGUAACAGAUUUCCCAGAUGGUAUGUUUUCAUAUGGAUGCUAUUUAAUCAAACUAAAAGAAAAUGUUGAAAAUAGUUGUAUUAUUACAAUGUUUGUUUUUAACACCACUAGCAACAAUGCUCUCUAAAUAAACAAAUCCAUUACUGCAAUAAAGAACUACUGCAAAAAUCUUAAGGCAUAAUAAAAGAUUCUAUUUACAAUACAAAAUAACAGAUAAUGAAGUUAUUUCCUGCCUGUGUGUAUUUACCAAUAGUGCAUGCCCUAUUUUGUCUGUCAACGAGUAAGACUGUGAAACUGUAUUUCCUAAGUGGCUAUUGCUGGCAGAUGAUAAUGCAGCCAGCCUUGUAUUUUAAUCUCAAAUUGAAUAAAGAUUGCCCAGAAUAAGUAGGGAUAAUUUAUUCAUACAGCUGCAGAAGAAUUUCAGCUGUAAUAAUCAUCAAGAAAACAAAAGUCACCUUAUUACAGUCAGUCUACACUAACAGGGAAACGAGAUACAACGUUACAAAGGCAUUAGCAUAUCAAGCCAUGCUCAGCUAGCCUGGCAGCCCACUUCAUUACAAUCCAAUACAAGAGGUGGGUAUAUACACAGUGUAUUGAUGCAGAAAUGUACACAUACAAAAACUGAAGAGCCCUUUAGAUCCUGACAGCACAGGGCUAUUGGUUACCAUAACAAUUACUCAACCUUAAUUUAAUGCUUCUCAGGCUGUCAGUGUGUGUUUUGAAGCACAACAGAGAGCACUGUUAUGGGAAUAUUGUUGCAGGCAAGGUUCUUUAUGACCCUGCUGUAAACAGGCAGUGUGGAUGUCACAGUGCCUAGAGGGCAGGUCUGUGAUUGAGAGUGGAAAAAGGAUCACAACCAACAACAGGUCAGCUGACAGGGAGGGAAAAUGACCUAUGAGAUGAAACACUGAGCCAGAGGAUACAUUUAACACACUAAGCUAUGCGAGUACAAAAAGAUGGGCUAUCAAUAUAUAAACAUAUAGACUUAUUUGCACUAGCACUAUAAAGUGAACAACUGCUCAAGUGUCAGGUACUAUUCCCAGCUUGAUUAGUGCUACUGGAUAACGUCAUUUGUAUUGAUUACCUUCUAAAAUUACCUCUCAAAGAUCAAUACUAUUUACGCCAACAAUUUGUUUUCCAUCCUUCGGUACAGUCACACUGACAAAAAAACAAAAAGGUCCGUCAAGCCCAACUAACAUAGGAUAAUGUUCUGACUGAAUUGCCAUUUUGUUAACACUCCCGUUAUUUGGUCAGACAUUCACUUUUUGUUGGUCAUUUUCUGUUUGGGAGGAGGGUAUUUUGUUCUCACUAUCACAGUGGCUGGUGUAUCUGUUCACUUCAUGUUAUUUUUAGCUGACACAGAAUCAGCACAAGUACUGGGAAGGAGAAGUUAGC